UCGCGCGGCCACGGGCAGACGGGCGCAGAGCAGCCCCGGCCGCGGCCUCGGUAGCAGCGAGUUCGAGCCCCGCUCCCGCUCCGCUUCGGUUUUUCGCUCCCCCGGCCCUUGGGCCUCCCUACGCCAGUCCCCGGCAGCUCGCUGUGCAUAGCGCUCUCUCCGCCGCCAGGAUGCCGGUGACCGAGAAGGACCUGGCGGAGGACGCGCCAUGGAAGAAGAUCCAGCAGAACACGUUCACGCGUUGGUGCAACGAGCACCUCAAGUGCGUGAACAAACGCAUAGGGAACCUGCAGACCGACCUGAGCGACGGGCUGCGGCUCAUCGCGCUGCUGGAGGUGCUCAGCCAGAAGCACAUGUACCGCAAGUACCACCAGCGGCCCACCUUCCGCCAGAUGCAGCUGGAGAACGUGUCCGUGGCGCUCGAGUUCCUGGACCGCGAGAGCAUCAAGCUCGUGUCCAUCGACAGCAAAGCUAUCGUGGAUGGGAACCUGAAGCUCAUCUUGGGCCUGGUGUGGACGCUGAUCCUCCACUACUCCAUCUCCAUGCCCGUGUGGGAGGAUGAAGGGGACGACGACGCCAAGAAGCAGACGCCAAAGCAGAGGCUGCUGGGGUGGAUUCAGAACAAGAUCCCCUACUUGCCCAUCACCAACUUUAACCAGAACUGGCAAGACGGCAAAGCCCUGGGAGCCCUGGUAGACAGCUGUGCUCCGGGUCUGUGCCCAGACUGGGAAUCCUGGGAUCCACGAAAGCCUGUGGAUAAUGCUCGAGAAGCCAUGCAGCAGGCAGAUGACUGGCUGGGUGUCCCACAGGUCAUCACUCCUGAAGAGAUUAUUCACCCGGAUGUGGAUGAGCACUCGGUGAUGACUUACCUGUCCCAGUUCCCCAAAGCCAAGCUCAAGCCAGGAGCUCCUCUUAAACCCAAACUCAACCCCAAGAAAGCCAGGGCCUAUGGCAGAGGAAUUGAGCCCACUGGAAACAUGGUGAAGCAGCCAGCCAAGUUCACUGUGGACACCAUCAGCGCUGGACAAGGAGACGUGAUGGUGUUUGUUGAGGACCCAGAAGGGAACAAAGAGGAGGCACAAGUGACCCCUGACAGUGAUAAGAACAAGACAUACUCUGUGGAGUAUCUGCCCAAGGUCACCGGAUUGCACAAAGUCACAGUCCUCUUUGCAGGACAGCACAUCUCCAAGAGCCCAUUCGAAGUGAAUGUCGACAAGGCCCAGGGAGAUGCCAGUAAAGUCACUGCAAAGGGCCCAGGCUUGGAAGCUGUAGGGAACAUUGCCAAUAAGCCCACCUACUUUGACAUCUACACGGCAGGUGCUGGCGUGGGCGACAUUGUUGUGGAGGUGGAAGAUCCCCAAGGGAAGAACACUGUGGAGUUGCUCGUGGAAGACAGAGGAAACCAGGUGUAUCGAUGUGUGUACAAACCAGUGCAGCCUGGCCCCCACGUGGUCAAGGUCUCCUUUGCUGGGGACACCAUUCCCAAGAGUCCCUUCGCUGUACAGGUUGGGGAAGCCUGCAACCCAAACGCCUGCCGGGCCAGUGGCCGAGGCCUGCAGCCUAAAGGCAUUCGGAUCCGAGAAACUGCAGACUUCAAGGUUGACACCAAAGCUGCUGGAAGUGGAGAGCUUGGUGUAACCGUAAAGGGUCCUAAGGGUCUGGAGGAGCUGGUGAAGCAGAAGGGCUUUCUGGAUGGAGUCUAUGCAUUUGAGUAUUACCCCAGCACCCCGGGGAAAUACAGCAUCGCCAUCACAUGGGGGGGACACCACAUUCCAAAGAGCCCCUUUGAAGUUCAAGUUGGCCCUGAAGCAGGCAUGCAGAAAGUCCGUGCGUGGGGCCCUGGCCUCCACGGCGGGAUUGUUGGACGGUCAGCGGACUUCGUGGUAGAGUCCAUUGGCUCUGAAGUGGGGUCUCUGGGGUUUGCCAUUGAAGGCCCCUCCCAGGCAAAGAUCGCAUAUGACGACCAGAACGACGGCUCGUGUGAUGUCAGGUACUGGCCCAAGGAGCCCGGUGAAUAUGCCGUUCACAUCAUGUGUGACGAUGAGGACGUCAAGGACAGUCCCUACAUGGCCUACAUCCACCCGGCCUCGGGAGACUGCGACCCGGAUCUGGUGCAAGCAUAUGGGCCAGGUUUGGAGAAAUCUGGGUGCAUUGUCAACAACUUGGCUGAGUUCACCGUGGAUCCUAAGGAUGCCAGAAAAGCUCCCUUAAAGAUAUUUGCUCAGGACGGGGAAGGGCAGCCCGUUGACAUCCAGAUGAAGAGCCGGAUGGACGGUACCUACGCCUGCUCGUACACCCCCGUUAAGCCCAUCAAGCACACCAUUGCCGUGGUCUGGGGUGGUGUCAACAUCCCACACAGCCCUUACAGGGUCAACAUUGGGCAGGGUAGCCAUCCCCAGAAGGUCAGAGUGUUUGGGCCAGGAGUGGAGAGAAGUGGACUGAAGGCACAUGAGCCUACUCACUUCACAGUGGACUGUACCGAGGCCGGCGAAGGUGACGUCAGCGUUGGCAUUAAAUGUGAUGCCCGGGUGUUAAGUGACGAUGAGGAAGACGUGGAUUUUGACAUUAUUCACAACGCCAAUGACACGUUUACUGUCAAAUAUGUGCCUCCUGCCGCUGGGCGAUACACUAUCAAAGUUCUCUUUGCCUCUCAGGAAAUUCCCACCAGCCCUUUCAGAGUCAAAGUCGACCCGUCCCACGACGCCAGCAAAGUGAAGGCAGAAGGCCCGGGGCUCAGCAAAGCAGGUGUGGAAAAUGGGAAACCCACCCACUUCACUGUCUACACCAAAGGGGCCGGGAAAGCCCCGCUCAACGUGCAGUUCAGCAGCCCCCUUCCUGGCGACGCCGUGAAGGAUCUGGAUAUCAUCGAUAAUUAUGACUACUCCCACACCGUUAAGUACACACCCACCCAGCAGGGCAGCAUGCAGGUUCUGGUUACGUACGGUGGCGAUCCCAUCCCUAAAAGCCCUUUCAGCGUGGGCGUGGCCGCUCCACUGGAUCUCAGCAGAAUAAAAAUUAAUGGACUGGAAAACAGAGUCGAGGUUGGGAAGGAUCAGGAGUUCGCCGUUGACACCAGAGGGGCCGGAGGCCAGGGGAAGCUGGACGUGACGAUCCUGAGCCCCUCGAGGAAGGUCGUGCCUUGCCUGGUGACGCCCGUGGCGGGCAGGGAGAGCAGCAUGGCCAAGUUCAUCCCUCGGGAGGAGGGGCUGUAUGCUGUUGACGUGACCUAUGAUGGACAUCCCGUGCCCGGGAGCCCUUACACGGUGGAGGCCUCGCUGCCGCCGGAUCCCACCAAGGUGAAGGCCCAUGGUCCUGGUCUUGAAGGUGGCCUUGUGGGCAAGCCUGCCGAGUUCACCAUCGACACCAAAGGAGCUGGAACUGGAGGUUUGGGCUUAACCGUGGAAGGUCCGUGUGAGGCCAAAAUUGAAUGCUCGGACAACGGCGAUGGGACCUGCUCUGUCUCCUACCUUCCGACAAAGUCUGGGGAGUACUUUGUCAACAUCCUCUUUGAAGAAGUCCACAUACCUGGUUCUCCCUUCAAAGCUGACAUUGAAAUGCCAUUUGACCCCUCCAAAGUUGUGGCGGCAGGCCCAGGGCUCGAGCACGGGAAAGUGGGCGAGGCCGGGUUGCUUAGCGUGGACUGUUCAGAAGCGGGGCCGGGGGCCCUGGGCCUGGAAGCCGUCUCAGACUCAGGGGCGAAAGCCGAAGUCUGUAUCGAGAACAACAAGGAUGGCACCUAUGCAGUGACCUACGUGCCCCUGACCGCUGGCAUGUACACGCUGACCAUGAAGUACGGCGGUGAGCUCGUGCCGCACUUCCCCGCCAGGGUCAGGGUGGAGCCCGCCGUGGACACCAGCAGGGUCAAAGUCUUUGGGCCAGGAAUAGAAGGCAAAGAUGUGUUUCGUGAAGCCACCACGGACUUCACAGUCGACUCACGGCCCUUGACACAGGUGGGAGGCGACCACAUCAAGGCCCACAUUGCGAACCCCUCAGGGGCCUCCACCGAGUGUUUCGUCACAGACAAUGCUGAUGGCACCUACCAGGUGGAAUACACACCCUUCGAGAAAGGCCUGCAUGUAGUGGAGGUGACAUAUGAUGAUGUGCCCAUCCCAAACAGUCCCUUCAAAGUGGCUGUAACUGAAGGCUGCCAGCCAUCUCGGGUUCAAGCUCAUGGACCUGGGUUGAAAGAGGCCUUUACCAACAAACCCAAUGUCUUUACUGUGGUUACCAGAGGGGCAGGAAUUGGGGGUCUUGGCAUAACUGUCGAGGGACCGUCGGAGUCAAAGAUAAACUGCAGAGACAACAAAGAUGGCAGCUGCAGUGCUGAGUACAUUCCCUUUGCUCCAGGGGACUACGAUGUGAAUAUCACAUAUGGAGGAGCCCACAUCCCUGGCAGCCCCUUCAGGGUUCCUGUGAAGGAUGUUGUGGACCCCAGCAAGGUCAAGAUCGCUGGCCCUGGGCUGGGCUCAGGUGUCCGAGCUCGCGUCUUGCAGUCCUUCACGGUGGACAGCAGCAAGGCUGGCCUGGCCCCGCUGGAAGUGAGGGUCAUGGGCCCACGAGGCCUGGUGGAGCCGGUGAACGUGGUGGACAACGGGGAUGGCACACACACAGUGACCUACACCCCGUCCCAGGAGGGGCCUUACAUGGUCUCUGUUAAAUAUGCUGAUGAAGAGAUCCCUCGUAGUCCCUUUAAGGUCAAGGUCCUUCCCACAUACGAUGCCAGCAAAGUGACCGCCAGUGGCCCUGGCCUCAGUACCUAUGGCGUGCCUGCCAGUCUGCCUGUAGAGUUUGCGAUCGAUGCCAGAGAUGCCGGGGAAGGCCUGCUUGCUGUUCAGAUAACGGACCAAGAGGGAAAACCCAAAAGAGCCAUUGUCCACGAUAAUAAAGAUGGCACAUAUGCUGUCACCUACGUCCCUGACAAGACCGGACGGUAUAUGAUUGGGGUCACCUACGGCGGGGAUGACAUCCCGUUGUCUCCCUACCGCAUCCGGGCCACACAGACGGGCGAUGCCAGCAAGUGCCUGGCCACAGGUCCUGGAAUCGCCUCCACUGUGAAAACCGGUGAGGAAGUGGGCUUUGUGGUUGAUGCCAAGACCGCCGGGAAAGGCAAAGUGACCUGCACGGUUCUGACACCAGAUGGCAUGGAGGCUGAGGCCGAUGUCAUCGAGAAUGAGGAUGGCACCUAUGACAUUUUCUACACGGCUGCUAAGCCGGGUACCUAUGUCAUCUACGUGCGCUUUGGUGGCGUCGAUAUUCCCAACAGCCCCUUCACUGUUAUGGCCACAGAUGGGGAAGUUGCGGCUGUGGAGGCGGUGCCGGUAAACGCAUGUCCCCCUGGAUUCAGGCCCUGGGUAACUGAAGAGGCCUAUGUCCCAGUGAGUGACAUGAAUGGCCUGGGGUUUAAGCCUUUCGACUUGGUCAUUCCGUUUGCAGUCAGGAAAGGAGAAAUCACAGGAGAGGUCCACAUGCCUUCUGGGAAAACGGCCACCCCUGAGAUUGUGGACAACAAGGACGGCACAGUCACCGUCAGAUACGCUCCCACUGAGGUCGGGCUUCACGAGAUGCACAUCAAAUACAUGGGCAGCCACAUCCCUGAGAGCCCGCUCCAGUUCUACGUGAACUACCCCAACAGCGGGAGCGUUUCUGCGUACGGCCCGGGCCUGGUGUACGGAGUGGCCAACAAAACCGCCACCUUCACCAUCGUCACCGAGGACGCAGGAGAAGGUGGCCUGGACUUGGCUAUCGAGGGACCCUCAAAGGCUGAAAUCAGCUGCAUUGACAACAAAGAUGGGACGUGCACGGUGACCUACCUGCCCACCCUGCCAGGCGACUACAGCAUUCUGGUCAAGUACAAUGACAAGCACAUCCCUGGCAGCCCCUUCACAGCCAAGAUCACAGACGACAGCAGACGAUGCUCUCAGGUAAAGCUGGGCUCUGCCGCUGACUUCCUGCUCGACAUCAGCGAGACGGACCUCAGCACCCUGACAGCCAGCAUCAAGGCCCCAUCCGGCCGUGACGAGCCCUGUCUCCUGAAGAGGCUACCCAACAAUCACAUCGGCAUCUCCUUCAUCCCCCGGGAGGUGGGUGAACACCUGGUCAGCAUCAAGAAAAACGGCAAUCACGUGGCCAACAGCCCCGUGUCCAUCAUGGUGGUCCAGUCGGAGAUCGGGGAUGCCCGCAGAGCCAAAGUCUACGGCCGCGGCCUGUCAGAAGGCCGGACUUUCGAGAUGUCUGACUUCAUUGUGGACACGAGGGAUGCAGGUUAUGGCGGCAUCUCCUUGGCGGUGGAGGGCCCCAGCAAAGUGGACAUCCAGACGGAGGACCUGGAGGACGGCACUUGCAAGGUCUCCUACUUCCCCACCGUGCCUGGGGUUUACAUCGUCUCCACCAAAUUUGCUGACGAGCACGUGCCUGGGAGCCCAUUUACCGUGAAGAUCAGCGGGGAGGGAAGAGUCAAAGAGAGCAUCACCCGUACCAGUCGAGCCCCGUCUGUGGCCACUGUUGGGAGCAUCUGUGACCUGAACCUGAAAAUCCCAGGGCUCAGAGUCAUGAGCUGCUGCCCAGAUGCUGUAGGGCUGGAGGAAAUCGACAGCAGUGACAUGUCAGCCCAUGUCACCAGCCCCUCCGGCCGCGUGACCGAGGCAGAGAUUGUGCCCGUGGGGAAGAGCUCGCACUGCGUCCGGUUUGUGCCCCAGGAGAUGGGCGUCCACACUGUCAGCGUCAAGUACCGUGGCCAGCACGUCACCGGCAGCCCCUUCCAGUUCACUGUGGGGCCGCUGGGCGAGGGGGGCGCCCACAAGGUCCGGGCAGGAGGCCCCGGCCUGGAGCGAGGAGAAGCAGGGGUCCCGGCUGAGUUCAGCAUCUGGACCCGGGAGGCAGGUGCCGGGGGCCUCUCCAUCGCUGUUGAGGGCCCCAGUAAGGCCGAGAUUACAUUCGAUGACCAUAAAAACGGAUCAUGUGGUGUGUCUUAUAUUGCCCAAGAGCCUGGUAACUACGAGGUGUCUAUCAAGUUCAAUGAUGAGCACAUCCCCGAAAGUCCCUACCUGGUGCCCGUGAUCGCGCCCUCCGACGAUGCCCGCCGCCUCACUGUUCUGAGCCUUCAGGAAUCGGGAUUAAAAGUUAACCAGCCAGCCUCCUUUGCUAUAAGGUUGAAUGGGGCAAAAGGCAAGAUUGAUGCAAAGGUGCACAGCCCCUCUGGAGCCGUGGAGGAAUGCCACGUGUCUGAGCUGGAGCCAGAUAAAUACGCUGUUCGCUUCAUCCCCCACGAGAAUGGUGUCCACACGAUCGAUGUCAAGUUCAACGGGAGCCAUGUGGUUGGAAGUCCCUUCAAAGUGCGCGUCGGGGAGCCUGGACAAGCAGGGAACCCUGCCCUGGUGUCCGCCUAUGGCGCGGGCCUCGAGGGGGGUACCACAGGUAUCCAGUCUGAAUUUUUCAUCAACACCACCCGAGCAGGGCCAGGGACAUUAUCCGUCACCAUUGAAGGCCCGUCCAAGGUUAAAAUGGAUUGCCAGGAAACCCCCGAAGGGUACAAAGUCAUGUACACCCCCAUGGCUCCUGGAAACUACCUGAUUGGCAUCAAAUAUGGUGGGCCCAACCACAUCGUGGGCAGCCCGUUCAAGGCCAAGGUGACAGGUCAGCGUCUUGUCAGCCCCGGCUCAGCCAACGAGACCUCGUCCAUCCUGGUGGAGUCAGUGACCAGGUCCUCCACAGAGACCUGCUAUAGCGCCAUCCCCAAGGCAUCCUCAGAUGCCAGCAAGGUGACCUCCAAGGGAGCGGGGCUCUCGAAGGCCUUCGUGGGCCAGAAGAGCUCCUUCCUGGUGGACUGCAGCAAAGCCGGUUCCAACAUGCUGCUGAUCGGGGUCCACGGGCCCACCACCCCCUGCGAAGAGGUCUCCAUGAAGCACGUGGGCAACCAGCAGUACAACGUGACAUACGUCGUCAAGGAGAAGGGGGAUUACGUCCUGGCCGUGAAGUGGGGAGAGGAGCACAUCCCCGGCAGCCCCUUCCACGUCACGGUGCCUUAAAACCGUUCUCGUCAAGUCCUGGGGGGCAUUCUGGUGGUUGCUUUGGUUGCUUGUGUGUAACUCAUUUUGUACAACGUCCUCCAGCCUGCUUGUGGGUCUGAAACCCCAUCCCAAAAACAUUGCCUUUUUUUUUUUUUUUAAGUACCUUCAGAAAGAAGUCCUAGACUUGACUCUUUAGGGACAUGUUGGGGACUCAGGAAAUGCGCAUGUGUUCCACAGGCCCAGCAAAUCGGACCUCUUGGAGUACAGAUCGCCCCCUGCAGACAGGGCAAGAGCAAACAAGGCUGAUGUUUCUAAGAAAUGAAAUUGGCUAGUCAGUUUGCAAAACAAGACCGGGAGGAGGGGCCGGGAAAAAAAGGAGACCUAGCGUAUGUUGUCGUUUAGAAAAGAAGGUGUCCGUCUCGUGUAAGAAAAGGCCAUGAGGUGGACACCGUUUUUCAACACUACUCCAACCCCGCCCCCAUCUCUCACAGGGCAGAGGGUCCGCGGUGACAGGCUGGCCGAAAGGGCUGCUUGGUGCCUCUCCCCUCAUCCUGCUGCUUAUUUCCCUGCAGAGUCAUUGGGUGUGACCAUCUUGACAGCUGUGUCUUUGCUUUUGUUUUCAAAGUCCGUGUCCGGCGCCGGGUCUGAGGAAACUCUGCAGUGGCAAACAGCCCCCCACUUGCCAAAGGUGCCCCCCCCGCCCCUCCCCUUUCAACCAACACUAGCCCUUGUUCUUAACACACGCUCCAGCCAUUUGUCGGUCUGAAUCUUACCAGCACGUCCAGAGACACUGCAGCUGGGUCCGAAUGUUAGCAGAGGCCUGCCACGCGACAUAACACUCCACACCCACUCCCAGUCAGCCCCAGCGUGAACUUUUUCUAGAAGAUAAUUACAGAAGGAAACGCUUGCCAGCCUUUGGCCUAAAAGUCAGGGAAUGACAGGGGAGGGAAGAUGCACAGCUCAGUGGUGGUCCUUUACUAUUUGCAGAAACAGUGAAAGCGCUGUGUUGUGUCACCCAAGGCUGUCUGGAAAGCGGUAGGCAGGUGCAGAAUUCCGAAAAUGGGGUAUGAGGCAUUUUGCAUACCUUCUUGCAGACUGGAAUAAAGUGAAAGCAUUCAGGGACUGCCUGACUGCAGAGCCCAGCUGUGUAGUGUGGUCUAGGCAGGCGGCCCUUUCAGAUUUGCUGCUUCGUCCUGAGGAGGUGGCCACUGUCACCUCGAGUGCAUCCGUAGGUGGGCCGGGGCGAGGUGGGUGACCCUACCUGAGGGGUAGCAGCUGGGGGUGGGUGUUGGCAAAGCCUACCUGUUAGGAACUGGAGCGGCCUGAAACCUGACGUGAAAGGAUCACGGGCCUCGUAAACCAGGACGUGGAAGAGAAACUGGAACCAAAUGCCGACUGUAAAUUGUAUCUUAUAACUUAUUAAAUACAACGUUUGCUCCGUAAGCUCCUGGGUGUUCUUGGAUGGUAUCCUUUCGUAAAUGGUUUGAGUCUCUGACCAGCUCUCCCAAACCCUGGCCGAAAGGACACAGAUGAAGCAACUUGUCGCCACAGGGAGCCUUGCCUCUUUUUUGUAGCGGGGACGUUCUGCUUCUCCACAGGCCCCCGUGGGAGUUUAUCAGGGUGAGGGGCCCUGGCACCGACACAGCCUCCCGGAGAGGUUUACUGGGGUCUGCCCUGGUUAAGAGUCCCAGAUUU
Molecule: messenger RNA, 9701 nt
Organism: Hippopotamus amphibius kiboko
Lineage: Eukaryota; Metazoa; Chordata; Mammalia; Artiodactyla; Hippopotamidae
Gene: FLNB
Product: filamin B
Exons: 47
Coding region: 171-8024 (2617 amino acids)
Biological process (GO): actin cytoskeleton organization
Molecular function (GO): actin filament binding
Source: RefSeq, a predicted model, not a curated record